Coccidioides immitis RS is the source of this 6388-nucleotide messenger RNA. Its product is annotated as class V chitin synthase. Gene Ontology annotation, molecular function: cytoskeletal motor activity; chitin synthase activity; ATP binding. Gene Ontology annotation, cellular component: cell septum; cell periphery; myosin complex. Lineage: Eukaryota; Fungi; Ascomycota; Eurotiomycetes; Onygenales; Onygenaceae. The transcript has 4 exons. The record is from RefSeq and is a predicted model, not a curated record. Bases 1 to 5322 code for a protein of 1773 amino acids.
AUGGCGAACCGCAUGUCAGUAUAUUCUACCUCAUCGUCCGGUCCAGGGCCCCGCCCCGCCGGACAGCAAGCAUCACAGGUCUCGACCACCACGCUGCUCAACGCCCUUCAUACCUGCUAUCUCUCCGGACAACCUUAUCAGCUUGACUCUGCAACGAGCAUAGUCGUGAACACCGCUUUAACAGCUACUACGCCAGGGCACAAUGGCGAGCUGGGCGGCACUAUAGAUCUUAACGUAGCACGGAGAGCGUGGGAGCAUGCCCGACGGAGAGCAGAGGAUGGGUGUAUUGUAUUAUGCUCGUCGCAUCAAAAUACACCCUCCCUCCUUCCAGCCUUUUUGGCAUCCUUGCCAUUACCCACACCGGAGAUAGCCUAUACAGCCCUAGCCGCAAUUCGACCCUUCGUUUCUCAAGUCACCCCGUUCAACCCCGCCCGCUUGCUCUACUCUUCCUUUGCCGUGACUUACACGUUCGCCCUGACAGGAAGAGUCACUGAUGUAAACUUAGCACUGUCGACAUCUGGUGUCAACAUCACCGAUGGGCUCGCGAGGAUUCCAUCCGAACCUGGCUAUCGUGCAUUUGAUGUCUUUUACUACCUCCUCUCCUCGGCAUCGACACCGGCAGAAAGAGAGUUCCUCGGCCUGAAAAAACCAGAGGCGUAUUCCUUUCUUAACAGGUCUCAAACUUACGAUCCACCAUCCUACCUCCCUACAACCGACGAUGGCGCCGCCGCAGAGGAUUUCCGAGCCAAUCUCAAAGCUAUCGGCAUCAAAGGAGCGGCCCAUCGCAGCUUGCUCUCAGUCCUAGCCGGUUUGCUUAAAUUGGGCAACACCGCGGGGUUCCUCGUCGAAGAAGACGAAUUGGAAGACCUCUGCGAGGACAUCGGGGGCCUUCUCAAUGUCGAUCCUAUCGUUCUUCUAAAAAACUGCUCGACAGAAGACCGAGAGUCGCUCGUCUUGGGUUUAUACGAGACCCUCCUUGACUGGGUCAUUUCGAAAGCGAACGAAGCCAUUCGCCUGGAGUUACAUGCCUCGCAUGAUAAUGGUUCGAGCGAUGGCAGACCCAGUGCUCGAACACCUCUAAGUGAAGAAGAAAGUGGAGAUACGGUUAGCAUCACUGUUGUGGAUAUCCCGGACGAGGCACUAGGAAAAGCUGUCGCUCUGCGGGGCGUAUUUGAUGAUUCUCUCGGCAUAAAUGCUGAAAUGAAAGAGGAUGGAAUCAACAUGGUUAACCCAGGUCAUGCUAUCGUUAAGGAAAUGGAAAAUGCCGUAGCUGAGGUGGAACCUGAGCUGGGUAUCAUGGGUGGCAAUGCUGGUCGCCUACGAGAACGGGAACGAGACAAAAUACAAGGAGUGCUUGAGAAAGUUGGAGUCGAAUUAGAAUCCGGGGCUUUCCUGAAAAAGGUGCUAUAUCCUGACGAAGGAAGAGAUCUGAACUUUGGCAGAAGGGGACGCUUCGACCUCAAUGCUACUCUUGGUAGCAGCAGGGUCUGGUAUCACCUCUCAAUGCACCCGGUCGAUGACCACCCGGCAGCAAUCGCAUCUCUACCCUCGGUCAGCUCGGCGUGGUCAGCAGGGACAGUUUCGCGUCAACUACGUGCUUGGAGACUUGCUGAAUGGGCCAAUCGCCGCAACAAACAUCUCGACUUCACCGCCGACUUUGACGUUGACGAAUUCGUUAGUCGAUAUGCUCUUCUUGGCUGCCACGAAGGCAAAGAUGGCGUGGAAAAUUGGAUCAUUGAACGAGGCUGGAGUAACGGUGACGUUGUAGUCGCAAGGGAGAGAAUCUGGAUGCGUGAAGGGGCUUGGUGGGAGGCAGAAUCGAUGCUCGACUUGAAAAUUCCAACGGCACCUGUAAAUCCCUUCGCCACCCCGGCGGCUACUACUCCCUUCGAUGGAACCUACGGAGCUCCGUCACCAGCGACGGCAAGUGGAUUCUUCCCCCCGGAUAACAUGAGCACUUUAGGCAGCCGAGAGAACCUCGUGAAUCGCCAAUCACAAAUGCCAAGAGCACCUAGCGCCCUUGGAGGAACUCGCUCCAUUGCGCCUACUACCGUAUCUCAGCCUGUUCAGGUUUCGUCUGGAGACUACGGCCUUGGACCCAAGGGUGACGACCGACAACAUGAAAACGUUUAUUACGAUCAAGACCUUGGUAAAUGGACCGCUUUCGAUCCCGAGUUUGGAGACCCGAAAAAGAUCGAGGAGAAGAAAAUACCAACCAGCCGCCGCGUUUGGUCUGCUUUUGUAUGGGCUGUCACAUUUUGGAUUCCAUCAUUUGUUCUUCGUUUCGUGGGUCGGAUGAAGCGCCCAGACGUUCGAAUGGCCUGGCGUGAAAAAGUGACUCUCAUCCUCCUUAUUUUCCUUCUCAACGCUUCAAUUGUAUUCUACAUCGUCUUCCUCGGUGACCUACUCUGUCCGAACAAAGACAAAGUCUGGACGGAUAAAGAGGUUAGCUAUCAUCAGGGCGAAAAUGAUUUCUAUGUCAGCGUCCACGGGAAGGUCUACGAUAUAAGCAAGUUUUGGAAGAUUACUCACACCACUAACCGAUAUCCCACAACAAAAGAUCAGAUGAUACAUUUUGCUGGGAAGAAUAUGGACGCGUAUUUCCCGUUGCCCCUUUCUUACGCUUGUCCUGGAUUUGAUAUUGGCAAGCAAAUUGAAUUGCAACACAAUGACACGAGUGCUGUUGAAUUCCCACAGGCUGUCCAUAAGGCUGGUCCCGAAUUCCAACCCGAUCCUACUCUUGCACUGAGAAGAAUUGAUUGGUAUGCAAGGACCUUUUUGCCCAGAAUGAAGGAGUAUUACAAAGGAGAUCUGGUGCAUUCGAGGAAGUCCUUACCCCAGGAAGCCGAAGAGCGCUCUAGGCAAUGGGCAUCCAUCAAUGGAAGAGUUUACGACUUGACCGACUACUUUUAUACCGUUGGAGUGCAGAACAACCUGAAACAAUACGACUUCCUUCCUCGAGCCGUAACCGACCUGUUUAAAAAUAAUGCUGGUGCCGACAUUACGGAACAAUGGCGAGACACAGAUGACUUCCGAAAGAGUAUGACUUGUCUUAACAACCAAUUUUACGUUGGCAUAUUAGAUUUCAGAGAAACACCCCGAUGUGAGGUCAACAACUACAUUCUUCUGGCGUUCACCAUUAUUCUUUGUUCCGUUAUUCUCAUCAAGUUCCUUGCGGCUCUCCAGCUGGGAACCAAACGGCGACCCUCACCUCAGGAUAAAUUCGUCAUCUGCCUUGUGCCGGCGUAUACAGAAGGUGAGGAUCAGCUUCGCAAGGGACUUGAUUCGCUUACAGCACUGCAAUAUGACAACAAACGAAAACUCAUCUGUGUCGUCUGCGAUGGUAUGAUUGUUGGUGGAGGUAACGACAGGCCUACGCCGAAGAUUGUGCUGGACAUUUUGGGCGUUGACCCAAAGAUUGAUCCGCCAGCCCUUCCGUUCAAGUCAGUUGGCGUUGGAAGCGAACAGCUUAACUAUGGCAAGGUCUACUCCGGCCUUUACGAAUAUGAAGGAAAUGUUGUUCCAUACAUUGUCGUCGUCAAAGUCGGAAAGCAAUCCGAACAGGGCAAGUCGAAGCCAGGAAACCGUGGAAAGCGUGAUUCGCAGGUUAUGCUUCUUAAUUUCUUGAACCGCGUGCACCAUCGCUCGCUCAUGUCUCCACUGGAACUGGAAAUGUUCCAUCAAAUCAACAACGUAAUUGGUGUCGACCCAGAACUUUACGAAUACGUGUUCAUGGUCGACGCCGACACUAGUGUUAGAGAGGACUCGCUGAAUCGUCUUGUUGCGAGCUGCGCGAACGACGCCAAAAUUGCUGGUAUUUGUGGUGAGACGAGCUUGCAAAAUGAAGAGCGUUCUUGGUGGACCAUGAUUCAGGUCUAUGAAUAUUACAUCUCUCAUCAUUUGGCAAAAUCUUUCGAAUCGCUCUUUGGUAGUGUGACCUGUCUUCCAGGGUGCUUCUGCAUGUAUCGACUCCGGACAGCAGACAAGGGCCGACCACUGAUUAUAUCCGACAAGGUUAUCGCCGAAUAUGCUGACGGUGAUGUUGAUACACUGCACAAGAAGAACCUUUUAUCCUUGGGAGAAGAUCGAUACCUCACGACAUUGAUGACCAAGCAUUUCCCAAGUAUGUCGUACAAGUUCAUCCCCGACGCAUACGCCAGCACAGCUGCACCGGAAACCUGGAGCGUUUUGCUUUCACAAAGACGGCGUUGGAUCAAUUCCACGAUCCACAAUCUGGCAGAAUUAAUGUUCCUCAAGGACUUGUGCGGCUUCUGUUGCUUUAGCAUGCGUUUUAUUGUGUUCAUCGACCUGUUUGGUACGAUCAUCCUCCCGGCGACAACAGUAUACUUGGGAUAUCUCAUCUAUCGUGUGGCAAGUGGCACGGGUCAAUUCCCUGUGAUCUCAAUCGCGAUCCUCGCAGCCGUCUACGGUUUACAGGCCAUCAUUUUCAUUAUCAAACGUCAAUGGCAACACAUUGGAUGGAUGAUCAUCUACAUCAUGGCCUACCCAAUUUACAGUUUUAUCCUCCCCAUUUAUUCGUUCUGGAACCAAGACAAUUUCUCAUGGGGUAAUACCCGUAUUGUCCUCGGCGAAAAGGGUGAUAAGCGAGUCGUUGCGGUGGAUGACGAAGGAUUUGAUCCUCGAAGCAUUCCUCUUCAACGCUGGGACGACUAUGCUCUCAUGAACAAUCUUCCUGGUCGCCGAGGUAAUUCCAUGGGCCAGGAAAAGCCUCAUCAGCAAUAUUACGAUGACGGAGGGCUCGAGAUGGACGAUAUGCAUUCGGUUUACUCGUCAGUGAAGCCAGCAUCUACGAUUCUAACCGGAUUCCCUAAUCAGGGCAUGCACCACACACCCUAUGUCCUCCCGCACUCUACAAAUCCUUUGGCUGUUCCGGGCAACAGAAACUCCCAUAUGACGCAGUUCACUCAAUACACUGAUAAUCCCCAGGCUCGCAAUUCCCGCCACAUGUCGAUUGGAAAUCUAAGCCAUUAUCAAGAUAAUCCUGCCAAUGCCAGCCGUCUCAGUGGAGUUGGAAUGCUUACUCCCGACAGCCAUCCAGGAGUCUCUCAGCGACAGAGUAUGCGCAGUCCCCUAUCACGGCCAGCCAGCACCAUGAUCGAUUUCAGAAAUCCACCAAAUCAGGGACCGGACGAGACUGCUAUUACAGCUGCUAUCCGGUCUUGUCUUGCGGAGGUGGAUUUGGACAGUGUGACCAAGAAACAAGUCCGAGCGCUUGUUGAGCAAAGGUUGCAGACAACAUUGACGGGCGACAAAAAAGCCUUCCUUGAUCGCCAAAUCGACCACGAAUUGGCAAAUAUGUAAAAUCCUUUGUGCUAAUCAAGCACCGCUUGCCCACUCUCGGAACACACACCUGUUUCAUACUAACCUUGCAACUUGAUUUUGAUAAUCCUGGUCGGGGACCGGACUAAUCUAUGCAUGAUUUUUUUUUAAUAAUGUUGCCUUUUUAUGCAUUCUCUUUUGAAUAAACAACUACUAAUUCCAACUGAUUUUAUGUCCUUGCUGCAUUUCUCACUUGGGAAAAAAAACCAAAAGAUGAACUGACAUGCCAUGAAUUUGGUAAUAUACACGUGUCUUAAUAAUACUUUCCUACAACAUACUUUUGUGGACUCCCAUCUAAUUCCCCUUUAUUUUAAUUGUCCUACCUCAUCUCAUGCCUCUUGUCUUGCGUGUAUUUGUGGGUUUUAGCUUUCUCUCGGUGUUAUCCCAUGGAUUGUUUGGAAAAUGGAGAAUCUAAGUCGUUUCUGCUGCUCUGUCUCUCCUUUGAAUGUUUCUCCUUUGCUUGAAAGUACUCAUCUGUUCUGAGCGCUGAUAAACAUUAUGUUCAGUAUAUAAUCCCGCUAAGCUUUUGUAUUUACAUCAUCACUACCCAACUCUAAUAAAGGGAGCAUGGACGAACAAACUUGAUCAGCAUCUGGCAAUGACUGUUUCCAAAUGCUGUAUGCCAACAUUAACAUCUCCAAGAAUCCAACCUUGUCAACACAAAACAGGUCCAAGAGCAAUAUAUCAAUACAAUGGACCCCACAGCAAAGGAAAUUAGAAAGCUAAAUGACAGCCACUACCACUAUAUGCUGGCUUCUCUGACAAUGUUCCUGGGUUUCCUCAAAACCCACCAACACCCCUGACCCUCUUGAUCGCCCCCACGAUCCCUCUCAUCCAGCUAAACCUCCCGGGAUCGGUCCCGAUCGAGCCAACCGCUAUCUCUCCGGUUUCUGGGUCAUGCCAGCAUCCAUCUACCUUGCUCACGGCUCCAUAAGUCGCAGUGUUUUGAUUUCUGCACAGGGCAUCCAGCCAGGACCGGCAGAUCAGAGGAGAGUCAAGAAGGACGUUGGUUUCUUGGCUGUGGAAGAAUGAUUGCGUGUCGAGAUUU